Messenger RNA from Trichoplax adhaerens, 3837 nucleotides. RefSeq lists its product as uncharacterized. Gene Ontology annotation, biological process: protein phosphorylation. Bases 1 to 3837 code for a protein of 1278 amino acids. The record is from RefSeq and is a predicted model, not a curated record. Gene Ontology annotation, molecular function: calcium ion binding; ATP binding; protein tyrosine kinase activity. The transcript is spliced from 22 exons. NCBI's taxonomy places the organism in Eukaryota, Metazoa, Placozoa, Uniplacotomia, Trichoplacea, Trichoplacidae.
AUGUGCUAUCCUAUUGGGAUAAUUAUAGCAGAUUGCCCCGUCAUUAAUUCUCUACGUCGUGGUAAAAUCCAGGGUAGUGGCAUAACACCUGGUACUAAAUUAACUUUCCUAUGUAAUCAAGGCUAUCGAUUAGUAGGAGCAAACGAGACUGAAUGCCUCAGUUCUGGCCAAUGGUCCAAUGCAUUACCUGUCUGCAAAGACAUUAACGAAUGCAAGGAAGGCCUAGCAAAGUGUAAUGUCUCGAGUUGCAUCAAUAAGAAUGGUUUCUACCAGUGCCAAUGUGCACAAGGAUACGUGUGGAAUCGUAAGAAUGAAAUUUGUACAGAUAUAAAUGAAUGUAGUAAGAAAAAUCGACCUAAGAAUUGUCCAGAUUCUCGAUCUGGCUGCACCAAUUUACCUGGUGGAUUUAAUUGCACUUGCACAGGCGGCUACGUACACUUUAAUGCUACUUUUUGUCAAGAUAUCAAUGAAUGUACUAGCAACCUUUAUAACAAUAUAUGCAAUCAUAGUCAGCAUUGCAUUAAUACGGAAGGAAGUUAUCAAUGUAUUUGCAAACAAGGUUAUAGAAAUUCAUCAACGACUGGUUGUAGUGACAUUAAUGAAUGCAUGGAAAGUAGCCAUAAUUGCACAAGCAAUCAACAAUGCAUCAACGUCGGUGGCAGCUAUAGCUGUCAAGAACUAUCGCUAUCCAGUGAAGAAUUGCAGAAAUGUGCAGCAAGUAAUGGUAGUACUUGUCAAGCAAUUACUCAAUUUCAAGACGGCUCUGUCUCUGGUAAUCGCUAUUCUUGUGGAGCUAAUAUUUCGUUUACUUGCAAUAGUGGAUACUAUCUUACGGGUAGACCUAUUCUAUACUGCUUAUCCAAUGGAAGCUGGUCGCAUUCCUUGCCAAACUGUAGUGAUGUUGAUGAAUGCAUUAAUAAUAAAGAUGAUUGUCAAGCACCAGCCUUUUGCUAUAAUACUGUUGGCUCCUUCCAGUGUCAAUGUCCGGCCGGUUAUAAAAUCGAUACGAGAACAACUUGUCAAGAUAUCGAUGAAUGUUUCCUCAACACUCAUAAAUGUAUUGCUCCUGCUACAUGUCGUAAUCUACCUGGCAACUAUGAAUGCCAAUGUCCUAAUGGAUAUGUUCUUGCUAAAAAUAAGCUGAGGUGUAAAGAUAUUAACGAUUGUACGAAAAAGAACAAUCCUUGCCAUGCUCAAGCGACUUGUACUAAUCUACCUGGCUCAUUUAAUUGCACUUGCAAUGCUGGCUAUACUGGGGAUGGAUUACAUUGCGAAGAUAUCAAUGAAUGUAAUAGCACGAUUUCCUGGCCGUGUUAUCCACAUCAAACUUGCGAAAAUACUUUAGGCUCUUAUAAAUGCGAUUGCCAGGAAGGCUACCGACAAAUUAAUGAUACCACAUGCACUGAUAUUGAUGAAUGCAAGAUCGGUGUAGCUAGGUGUUUUGCGCCUUCGUACUGCCAAAAUUUACAAGGCUCGUUUUAUUGCGCCUGUCCUGCAAAUAGUAUACAGCCAACAAAUUGUAAAAAAAUUACAUGUCCAACGGUUACUUCUAUUUCCAAUGGUAAAGUAGUAGGAAGUGAUUAUUCAAUCUUUAAAAGCCUUGUAUUUUCUUGCGAUUCUGGAUAUGAGUUACAAGGAAGGCACAAUAUUACCUGUAUGCAAUCCGGAAAUUGGUCAAGCCCUAUUCCUAAGUGUCAAGAUAUUGACGAAUGCAAGCAGCAAUUAGCAAAUUGUCUAAAUACGUCAUAUUGCGUUAACACUGAGGGUUCCUAUCUUUGUGAAUGCUAUCCUGGUUAUGAAACAUCGAAAUGUAUAGACAUUAAUGAGUGCGAAGAUGAUGUUUGUGAAGCUAAUGCAAAUUGUCAAAAUAUUCCCGGCUCUUAUAUUUGCACAUGCAAGACUGGAUUUGAGGAUGAUGGAGAUGAAUGUGUCGAUAUUAAUGAGUGCUUGGAAUCUUCAAUUUGUCCAACUAAUACUAGCUGUCAAAAUACCAUUGGAUCUUACAAAUGUUCGUGCUCAGAAGGCUUUAGGAUUGAGAAUGAACGAUGUGUUGAUGUUAAUGAAUGCUUGGUAGAUGGAUUAUGCAAGGAAAAUACCAAAUGUGUGAAUACCAUUGGAAGUUAUUCGUGUCUGUGUCUUGCUGGAUACGCUGUAGAUCUAGAGGGAGUUUGCAAAGGUGACUUUUACUCUAUUGCUAAUAUUAUGUUAAUUAUAAUCUGUCAAUUUUCAUAUCAGAAAUUAUCGGAGAAUUGUAAUUGCUAUUUUUUAAUGCUACAUUAUAAAGAUUUGAACGAAUGUGAACAGGAUUCACAUGAAUGUGGUGCUAAUGCAGAUUGCGUUAAUACUGUUGGCUCCUACGAGUGUGAAUGCAAAUUGGGUUAUUCUUAUGACGUUGAUCAAAUUUGUAGAGACGUAAACGAGUGUAAUAAUGGCGAAGCUCAAUGUCUUCCUAAUGAAGGAUGCCGCAAUAUUGCUGGUUCCUAUCUCUGCAUUUGUCCUAAUGGCCUAGAUCAGUAUGAAGUUGGCGAUGGAUUUUGUCCAAGCAGUACCGCAUCUACUGGAACGGCAUCUAGUCCUAAAAUCAUAACAACAUCGACAGGCAUUCGUGCUACUCCUGGUACUGGUCCACAAAUUGGAGAUGUAGGAACCAUUGUUGGUAUUGCACUUGGAUCGGCAUCCUUUCUAGUGAUGAUUAGCUUUGGCAUAUGGAAAAUUUAUAAAGCCCGAAAUCGAUCUCGUCCGUUAAUUAACUUUGAUCAGACAGAAAUGACAACAACUGCAGCUUUUCCAAUUGAGCUGGAAGUAGUGACUGAUUUGCCUGAACGAAAAUAUCUAUUAUUGAAAAAUUUUGGAAUUGAGAUCAAUAAAACCAUUGGUAGGGGAGCAUUUGGUGAAGUCUACAAAGGUGUCGCAGCUAUCAAAUUAAACGGCAAAAAAUCUACGCAUGAUGUUGCUGUAAAGCUACUAAGAGAUACUGCAACCCUACUGGAUGUAAGUAAUUUUGCAAUAGAAAUUGAGGUCAUGCAGCUGCUUGGAAAUGAAAGUCCCCACAUUAUUAAAAUGUUACAUUGCUGCCAUUCGUCAGAAUUAUCAUAUAUCGUCAUGGAAUAUGCAGAACAUGGAGAUUUACUGCGUUACUUACGUAGUCAUUCUGGAUUUGGAAAGGAAGGAGGAUACGUUGAUUAUACUUAUAUUGCACGUACCGACAAAGAUUUAUCUUCAACUGAAAUGACGAAAUUUAUAUGGCAAAUUGCUCAAGCGAUGCACUUUUUAGAAUCUAAACUAAUUAUUCAUCGUGAUUUAGCUGCUAGGAAUAUCCUUUUAGCCACUGAUAGCCAUGAUGGUAUGGUUUGUCGUUUAUCUGACUUUGGUCUAGCACGCGAUGUCUCUAAAAUUAAAGUAUAUCACGAAACCAACAAGGAAGUUAAGCUACCAAUGAAAUGGAUGGCUUACGAAUCUAUUAGGGAAAAUCUCUAUUCCAUAAAAAGCGAUAGAUGGUCGUUUGGUAUACUUAUGUGGGAGAUUAUUACCUUUGGUGGGAGACCCUAUUCGGAAUUUCGUAAUCCAAGACAGUUGAGAAGUGCAAUUAUUUCCGGCCAUCGACUUGCUAAACCGGAUCAUUGCUCUGAUGAGAUUUUUGAAAUUAUGACUUCAUGUUGGGAUGCAAAUCCUGAUAAUCGGCCUUCUUUCUCCACGUUGUUGGAUAAAUUGGAUGAAAUCAUUAAUGAUACAGAGGGGUAUUUAUCGAUGGAUCAAUUCGAUCCAACCAAUUAUGUUUAUCUUGAUUUCGAUGAUGAGGAUGAAAAUUUACGGGAGGAUGUUUCCACGCCGGAUUAA